Myotis myotis is the source of this 1398-nucleotide messenger RNA. RefSeq names its product SAP30 binding protein (gene SAP30BP). The transcript is spliced from 12 exons. Bases 107 to 1120 code for a protein of 337 amino acids. Gene Ontology annotation, biological process: regulation of DNA-templated transcription. NCBI's taxonomy places the organism in Eukaryota, Metazoa, Chordata, Mammalia, Chiroptera, Vespertilionidae. The record is from RefSeq and is a predicted model, not a curated record. Gene Ontology annotation, cellular component: nucleus.
GGAGCGGGCGCGGGGCCUUCUGGGACCCGGAAGAUGUCGCCUUUCUGUGUGGAAGUCGGCUCGCCGGAGUCAGCGCAGUGAGCCACCCCGCGGCUGUGGGAGUAAGAUGGCGGGGAAGAAGAGCGUCCUGUCUUCCCUGGCCGUUUACGCGGAAGAUUCCGAGCCCGAGUCGGACGGCGAGGCUGGAGUGGAGACGGCGGGCAGCGCGGCUGAGGAGAAAGGCGGAUUGGUGUCUGACGCGUAUGGAGAGGACGAUUUUUCUCGCCUCGGGGGUGAUGAAGAUGGCUAUGAGGAAGAGGAGGAGGAAAACAGCAAACAAUCGGAAGAUGACGAUUCAGAGACUGAAAAACCUGAGGCUGAUGACCCGAAGGUGGUCACUCGUGUCGUUGAGGCGUUUUUUGGAAUAUUGAAUUCCGCCUUUAAACUGGAGUACACUCAGAGGAGAGAAAGCUUCAAGGAUAACCCAGAAGUAGAAAAGCGGGACCCACAGGAAUUAGUUGCCUCCUUUUCUGAAAGAGUCCGGAAUAUGUCACCUGAUGAAAUCAAGAUCCCGCCAGAGCCCCCGGGCAGAUGUUCAAAUCACCUGCAGGACAAGAUCCAGAAGCUGUAUGAGCGGAAGAUGAAGGAGGGGAUGGAUAUGAACUACAUGAUCCAGAGGAAGAAAGAGUUUCGGAACCCCAGCAUCUACGAGAAGCUGAUCCAGUUCUGUGCAAUUGAUGAGCUCGGUACCAACUACCCAAAGGAUAUGUUUGACCCCCAUGGCUGGUCUGAGGACUCCUAUUACGAGGCAUUAGCCAAAGCCCAGAAGGUUGAAAUGGACAAAUUGGAAAAAGCCAAAAAGGAGCGAACCAAAAUUGAGUUUGUGACCGGCACCAAGAAAGGCACCACGACCAACGCCACGGCCACCACCACCACCACGGCCAGCACAGCUGUUGCAGAUGCUCAAAAGAGAAAGAGCAAGUGGGACUCAGCCAUCCCAGUGACAACCAUAGCCCAGCCCACCAUCCUCACCACCACGGCAACCCUGCCGGCUGUCGUCACCGUGACCACCAGUGCCAGCGGCUCCAAGACCACCGUGAUCUCUGCCGUGGGCACCAUCGUGAAGAAGGCCAAGCAGUGACCCAGGCACCAGCUUGGAGCGGCUCGGACAUUCCUUCCCGUCCAGGGAGGAGCCGCUCCAGGGCUUGAUAAGAGAUGAGACUGCCGCCCAGUGACGAUGCUCGCGGGAGCUUCUGCGUUGUAUAUUUCAGGACUGGGACCUGCUCCCCAGAGGCCGCCCCGCGAGGAGCCUCUGUGUGGCCUUCCAGCCAAACGGAUGUUGCUGCAGAGAUGUGGGCUGUGGACAGGGUCCUUGCGCCACCCGGGUCCAUUGCCCUAUUAAAAGUGCUUGUUCUUGCA